ACCGAGCCAUCGAAACGCAAGUCCUUUACUGAGAAAACACAAAACGAAACGCCAAGAAAGAAAAGCGAGCAAGAAAAAGAGCCAAUCCAAGCAAGCCCUAAAAAUGGUGGUCGAAGACGCACCCAAGACUUCAGCUUCAGAAGAUCAGGCCAAGACCGAGACGAACCCUAAACCAAGGGAAGAGGACGAUGAGCCCGAAGAAGGAGAGAUCGUGGGCGACGAAGAAUCGGCGUCGAAGCCAUCGAAAGGAAUAGCGCCACAGUCUCAUGCUCUGGAGCACUCAUGGACCUUCUGGUUCGAUAGCCCCGCAGCAAAGUCCGCUAAGACUAAGCAAGAGGAUUGGGGGAGUUCCAUUCGCCCGAUCUAUACCUUCAGUACCGUCGAGGAGUUCUGGAGCAUUUACAAUAAUAUACGUCAUCCAAGCAAGUUGGCUCUUGGCACGGACUUCCAUUGUUUCAAAUAUAAAAUUGAGCCAAAGUGGGAGGAUCCUGUGUGUGCUAAUGGAGGGAAGUGGACUGUAACUUUUCCUAAAGGGAAAUCUGAUACUUCUUGGCUGUAUACGUUGCUAGGAAUGAUAGGAGAACAGUUUGAUCAUGGAGAUGAAAUUUGUGGAGCAGUUGUCAACGUCAGAAAUAGGCAAGAAAAGAUAUCUAUUUGGACGAAGAAUGCAAUAAAUGAAGCUGCUCAGCUGAGCAUUGGGAAACAGUGGAAGGGGUUUCUGGAUUACAAUGAAACUAUAGGGUUCAUAUUUCAUGAGGAUGCAAUGAGACAAGAGAGAAGUGCCAAAAAUAAAUACGUAGCCUGAUGUGUAUAUUGUUCUUUGCUAGUACUUGAUGCUUUCUAACUGCAACAGCAUUCUAUGCUGAGAUGCAGAGUAACUUCUGGUUAACUUCUGGUUCACAAUUACAGAUUUUAGACUUUUCUUCGAAUUUACAUUUUAAGAUGUACAAUGGAUAUGAGCUGUUUACUUUCUACAAAAUGUUUUGCUUGCAUCUUGAAGUAGUUUGAUUAAGUUAUUGCUCCUACUCAUCUGAGUAAAUUAUUUUCUUUUGACAAAUGUAUGUGGUAUUAUUAAAUCCAGUUCGCACUAGAUUCUA
This is a messenger RNA of Prunus persica (peach), 1097 nucleotides long. RefSeq names its product eukaryotic translation initiation factor 4E-1. The record is from RefSeq and is a predicted model, not a curated record. Bases 104 to 805 code for a protein of 233 amino acids. Gene Ontology annotation, cellular component: eukaryotic translation initiation factor 4F complex; cytoplasm. NCBI's taxonomy places the organism in Eukaryota, Viridiplantae, Streptophyta, Magnoliopsida, Rosales, Rosaceae. The transcript is spliced from 5 exons. Gene Ontology annotation, molecular function: RNA 7-methylguanosine cap binding; translation initiation factor activity. Gene Ontology annotation, biological process: translational initiation.